This is a messenger RNA of Cervus elaphus (red deer), 2746 nucleotides long. RefSeq names its product urea transporter 2. The coding region runs from base 86 to 1534 and encodes 482 amino acids. The record is from RefSeq and is a predicted model, not a curated record. NCBI's taxonomy places the organism in Eukaryota, Metazoa, Chordata, Mammalia, Artiodactyla, Cervidae. Gene Ontology annotation, molecular function: urea transmembrane transporter activity. The transcript has 11 exons. Gene Ontology annotation, biological process: urea transmembrane transport. Gene Ontology annotation, cellular component: membrane.
CAGGAGCACUCGAUUGCCCCUCCCUAACCUAGUGUGUGUGACAGACACCACUCAUCUGAGGACACCGCUCCAUUUGGCUCCUGAGAUGUGGGUGAAUUUCCUGGAUGGCGCCUCCCUCCUGGGCAACACUGAGGCAGAGCCACCCUUGACGAGCCCCAAGGCGGAUGAGGGCUCGGAGGCCGUGCUCCCCAAGCCCAGGAACGUGUUCCAUAUCGAGGGGUCAUCCAUCCACAGGAGGAGCAAAGUGUUUGGUAAAGGUGAGCAGCAGGAGAGACACCCCAAAGACCCUUCUCCCCACCUAUACCGGAAGCCCACGGUCGAGUUGCUGGAUCUGGACACCAUGGAGGACAGCUCCGAGAUAAAGGUGGAAACAGGCAUCUCCAAGACUUCCUGGAUUCGGAGUUCCCUGGCUGCCAUCGGGAAGAGGGUCCGCAAAACCCUGGGGUACAUCACCGGAGAGAUGAAGGAGUGUGGGGAGGGUCUUAAAGACAAAUCCCCAGUGUUCCAGUUCCUUGACUGGGUGCUCCGGGGCACGUCCCAGGUGAUGUUUGUGAACAACCCUCUCAGCGGCAUCCUCAUCGUCCUCGGCCUCUUCAUCCAGAACCCCUGGUGGGCCAUCUCAGGCUGCCUGGGCACCGUGGUGUCCACCCUGACAGCCCUCAUCCUGAGUCAGGACAAGUCCGCCAUCGCAGCUGGACUUCACGGCUAUAAUGGGGUGCUGGUUGGGCUACUGAUGGCCGUGUUCUCAGACAAAGGCGACUAUUUCUGGUGGCUUCUACUCCCGGUCAUCGUGAUGUCCAUGUCUUGCCCCAUCCUCUCCAGUGCCCUGGGCACCAUCUUCAGCAAGUGGGACCUCCCGGUCUUCACGCUGCCCUUCAACAUCGCCGUGACCCUGUACCUGGCGGCCACGGGCCACUACAACCUCUUCUUCCCCACGACGCUGCUGCAGCCGGUCUCCUCUGUGCCCAACAUCACCUGGUCAGAGAUCCAAGUGCCCUUGCUUUUGAGAGCCAUCCCUGUUGGAAUCGGCCAAGUGUACGGCUGUGAUAACCCCUGGACUGGAGGCAUUUUCCUCAUAGCUUUGUUCAUAUCAUCGCCUCUAAUUUGCUUGCAUGCUGCAAUCGGAUCUGCCAUUGGGAUGUUAGCAGCUCUCACUCUCGCGACGCCCUUUGACUCCAUCUACUUCGGACUGUGUGGCUUCAACAGCUCGCUGGCCUGCAUCGCCAUAGGAGGCAUGUUCUAUGUCAUCACCUGGCAGACGCACCUCCUCGCCAUCGCCUGUGCACUGUUUGCAGCCUACCUCGGUACUGCCCUGGCUAACAUGUUGUCUGUGUUUGGAUUACCGCCCUGCACCUGGCCCUUCUGCUUCUCUGCACUCACCUUCCUGCUCCUGACGACCAACAACCCCGCCAUCUACAAGCUCCCACUCAGCAGAGUCACCUACCCAGAGGCCAACCGCAUCUACUACCUAUCCCAGGAGAAAAACAGAAGAGCAUCGACCAUCACAAAGUACCAGGCUUACGAUGUCUCCUAAGUUGCCCUUUCCGAUACAUGGCUCUGUAAAUUCAACCUUUGGCAGGGUGUCCAGGUACCGAGGCUGAAGGCCACUUAAGCUCUCCUGUCUGUUCUGUGAUUCUGCCCCCAAGCAAGCCUACACCCUAGUUAUUCCCAAGAACAGGGGAAUAUGCAUGCAGUCACUAUUCAGGAAGCUCUCUGUUCCAAGAUGCAGAAUAUUUGUCAAAAAUAUGGUUACUUUCAACUUUAUACCUAUAGCUCACUCCAUAAGAGCUCCCUUUGAGGAGAAGCUUCCCUCUUUUGCAAAAUAAACCACAUCCCUAAGGACAACUCACCAGGAAGGGGACAGAGAUGGGUGACAUUGUCAUCAGUCAUUUAGUGCAGUGAUGUCCAGUAUCAGGAAAUUAGCCAACAAGGCAAAGGGCGGAUCUGCCUCCAGCUCUGCCACGAGUGAACUCCAACCACUCAGGUGGGUCCAUCCCCCUUCCCAGCUCCAAUUUCUUACUGGUUUCAUGACAGAGAGGGGUCUUGCAGUCCCUUCCACCUCAGAAGUAUUGAUCCUUCUCUUUCCUCUAACCUGACAAGUCAACAUGACCAAUAAAUAAUUACUUUAAGCUAAGUAGAAAAUGAAAGGGCUACCAGGAGAAGAGGCAGGACAAUUUCAACGUUGUGUGGAGAUUUAUUCUCGAGUCAUGCGAUGUUCUGGAGUAGGAAAUGGCAACCCACUCCAGUAUUCUUGCCUGGAAAAUUUCAUGGACAGAGAAGCCUGGCAGGCUACACUCCAUGGGGUCGAAAGAGUUGGACACAGCUGAGCGACUGAGCACACAUGAACAUGUGUGAUGUUCUCUGACUUGGGGUUAUAACCUAAGUCCACUGGAAAUGACAACAUGCCAUCCUUUACAUCACAAAUGUUACUAUAAUUGUCAUUAAAUGAAAAGUGAUCUUUCUCAACAUUUAAAUCAUAUUUUAAACAAAUAUGUUUCCUUUUAUAAUAUUCAUAAGCAUACUCAUUAAAUGAUUAAGCUUGCAAGUUGGUGUGGGUUUUCUUAAAAGUGGGGCUCACCUGUUCUAUGAUCAAGCAUAUAUUUGAAAAGAGUAUAUCAUGAGGAUGAACAGAUAAGAUAUACUCUUACCUCUUUCCACAGGAUCACUUGCCACACAUUCUGUCUUAACACUGAGAAAGAAACAGCUAUAUAUUCAUUGUAAUGACUGUAUUAUAUAAAGUCCAAAA